AUGGCUCAACCUUCUAUUGCUUGUAUUUCUUUCGUAGCGAAGAAUGAUCAUCCUCUCUAUGUGACAAUAUUCCCACCUUUUCGCGAGUCUCGCCUGAGAUUCCUAAUCCUCAUAAACUCAUGUCUCGACAUUUUUGAUCUACGCGCGAGAAACACCUUUAUAGAUCAGGACUUGGGCCUCCUACAAGCUUUAGACGAGCGAUUGGCGGUUUACGGAUGGCUGACCAACACUGGGGUCAAGAUCCUGAUUAUCGUUGAUCUCGCAGGCCGGCAUGCCGACGGUGCGGGUCAGAAGCAGAGUAUCACACCUGUCACAGGAAUAAAGCAUUCGGAUCUGAAGCCUGCCUUUAGAGCACUGCAAACCGCAUAUAUCGGACUACUCCAAAACCCGUUCUACAACCCGGAUGAUCAAAAUGGCGCCUCCCCAGUUGAAACAAUGAAUGACACGCUGUUGGGUAUAAAUGACAAGAAAUUCAUCACCGAGGUCAAACGAAUUGGUGAUAUGUGGUCUCCUAACCUCACGAUCAUCUAA
Messenger RNA from Talaromyces marneffei, 531 nucleotides. RefSeq lists its product as uncharacterized. The coding region runs from base 1 to 531 and encodes 176 amino acids. Gene Ontology annotation, biological process: endoplasmic reticulum to Golgi vesicle-mediated transport. The record is from RefSeq and is a predicted model, not a curated record. Lineage: Eukaryota; Fungi; Ascomycota; Eurotiomycetes; Eurotiales; Trichocomaceae. The transcript is spliced from 3 exons. Gene Ontology annotation, cellular component: nucleus; TRAPP complex; cytoplasm.